AUGGAGCUGGUUUGGAAUUCAGUCUUUAUUGUCCUCCUAAGUUUUUCGUGCUGGGGAUUAGACUGGGAAUCUGACCGAAAUUUCAUUUCAGCUGCUGGUCCUCUAACCAGUGACUUGCUGCACAACCUGGAGGAUCCACUGGGAAGCAAGGGUUCUAACGUCGUAGCAGAGGAAGAAGACAUUUAUGUUUGUCACCAGCCACUGCCUGCUUUCCUGCAGGAUUACUUCAGCAGUGUUCGUGCCAGUAAGGUCACUCAUUAUAAAGUAUUUCUGCCAUGGGCCCGGCUUCUCCCAGCAGGAAGCUCCAAGAACCCCAGCAGGAGAACCGUGCAGUGCUACCGGCGGCUCCUGGAGGCACUCAGGACCGCCCAGCUUCAGCCCCUGGUCGUCCUGCACCACCAGGCCCUCCCUGCCCACACCAUUCAGAGAAGUGCAGGCUUUGCUGAACUCUUUGCUGACUAUGCCGCAUUCGCCUUCCACUCCUUUGGCGACCUAGUUGAGGUCUGGCUCACUUUUAGUGAUUUGGAGAAGGUGAUAGCAGAGCUUCCUCACCAGGAAUCAAGAUCUUCGCGUCUCCAGACCCUCACUGAUGCCCACAGAAAAGUCUAUGAGAUUUACCACAAAAAAUAUGCUUCUCAAGGCCGAAAACUCUCUGUGGUCCUGCGAGCGGACGCGGUCGACGAGUUGCUGCUGGAACCCUCCACGUCUGCGCUCGCCAAGGGCGCGGUUGAUUUCCUCUCUCUUGAUUUGUCUUAUGAAUGCCAAAGUGAAGCAAGUUUAAAGCAGAAGCUGGGUAAAUUGCAGACUAUUGAGCCAAAAGUGAAAGUUUUCAUCUUCAAUUUAAAACUCCACGACUGCCCCUCUACCAGGAAGAACCCAGCCAGGCUUCUCUUUAGCCUUCUGGAAGCCAUAAAUAAAGACCAAGUGCUCACCCUUGGGUUUGAUAUUAAUACCUUCCUGAGCUGUCUACCAAGUUCCAAGAAAAGCUGGUCUUGUUCUCUGACCGAAAGCCUGACCCUUCAGACUGCCCCACAGCAGGACCUCAAGGCCACAGUAGGCUCCUUGCCACCGCGCUCAGCCUACCAGAGACUCUGGGAAACGUUUGCUAACCAGUCCAAGGCGGAAAGGGAUGUUUUCCUGCAGGACGUUUUUCCUGAAGGCUUCCUUUGGGGAGUCUCCACAGGAGCUUUUAACGUGGAAGGAGGCUGGGCUGAGGGUGGAAGAGGGGCAAGUGUCUGGGACCGACUCAAGCACCAGAAUGCCACCAAGGGCCAAGCAACGCCAGAGGUGGCCAGCGACAGUUACCACAAGGUGGACUCUGACACUGCCCUGCUUCGUGGCCUCCAAGUUCAGGUUUACAAGUUCUCCAUCUCCUGGUCCCGCAUCUUCCCCACUGGGCACGGGCACAGUCCCAGCCCCCAGGGUGUUGCCUACUACAACAAGCUGAUUGACAGCCUGCUGGCCUCCCACAUCCAGCCCAUGGCCACACUGUUCCACUGGGACCUGCCUCAGGCCCUGCAGGAUCACGGUGGGUGGCAGAAUGAGAGCACAGUGGAUGCCUUCCUGGACUAUGCAGCCUUCUGCUUCUCUACUUUUGGGGACCGUGUGAAGCUGUGGGUGACCUUCCAUGAGCCAUGGGUGAUGAGUUACGCAGCCUAUGGCACUGGUCAACAUGCACCAGGCAUCUCUGACCCAGGAGUGGCCUCUUUUAAGGUGGCUCACUUGGUCCUUAAGGCUCAUGCCAGAGCUUGGCACCACUACAAUAGCCACUAUCGCCCACAGCAGCAGGGACACGUGGGUAUUGUGCUGAACUCAGACUGGGCAGAACCUCUGUCUCCAGAGAAGCCUGAAGACGUGAGAGCCUCUGAACGCUUCCUGCACUUCAUGUUGGGCUGGUUUGCACACCCCAUCUUUGUGGAUGGAGACUACCCUGCUGCCCUCAGGGCCCAGAUCCAACGGAUGAACCAACAGUGCCCCAGGCCUGUGGCCCAGCUCCCUGAGUUCACCAAGGCAGAGAAGCGGCUUCUGAAAGGCUCUGCUGACUUUCUGGGUCUGUCUCAUUACACUUCCCGCCUCAUCAGCAAGGCUCAACAAGAUUCCUGUAUCCCUAGCUAUAAUACCAUUGGUGAUUUCUCUCAACACACAGACCCUGAAUGGCCCCAGACUUCAUCCCCUUGGAUUCAUGUGGUGCCCUGGGGUAUAAGGAGGCUUUUGCAGUUUACAUCCUUGGAGUACACAAGAGGAAGAGUUCCGAUCUACCUGGCUGGGAAUGGCAUGCCCAUAGGGGAAACUGAAGAUCUCUUUGAUGAUUCCUUGAGGGUAGACUACUUCAAUCAAUAUAUCAAUGAGGUGCUCAAGGCUGUCAAGGAGGACUCGGUGGAUAUUCGAUCUUACAUCGCUCGUUCCUUCAUAGACGGAUUCGAAGGCCCCUCUGGUUACAGCCAGAGGUUUGGGCUGCACCAUGUCAAUUUCAGUGACAGCAGCAAGCCGAGGACUCCCAGGAAAUCUGCCUAUUUUUUCACCAGCAUCAUUGAAAAGAAUGGUUUUCUCACCAAAGUAGUAAAAAGACUGCCACCACCCAGAACGGCAAACAUCCCCCCUAAAAUCAGAGCCUUUACUUUUCCAUCUGAGGUGCCCUCCAAGGCUAAAGUCAUUUGGGAAAAGUUCUCCAGCCAACCCAAGUUUGAAAGAGAUUUGUUUUACCAUGGCACAUUUCGAGAUGACUUUCUGUGGGGCGUAUCCUCAUCAGCCUACCAGACUGAAGGAGCUUGGAAUGCCGACGGCAAAGGCCCCAGCAUCUGGGAUAACUUUACCCACACGCCAGGGAGCAAUGUGAAAGGCAAUGCCACUGGAGACGUAGCCUGUGACAGCUAUAACCAGCUGGAUGCUGAUCUGAAUAUGCUUAGAGCUUUGAAAGUGAAGGCCUAUCAUUUCUCUAUCUCCUGGUCUCGGAUUUUCCCAACUGGGAGAAACAGUUCUGUCAAUAGCCAAGGUGUUGAUUAUUACAACAGGCUAAUCAAUGGCUUGGUGGGAAGCCACAUCUCUCCCGUGGUGACCCUGUUCCACUGGGACCUGCCCCAGGCCCUCCAGGAUAUUGGAGGCUGGGAGAAUCCUUCCUUGAUUGAGUUGUUUAACAGUUAUGCAGACUUUUGUUUCCAGACGUUUGGUGACAGAGUCAAGUUCUGGAUAACCUUUAACAAGCCCUCAUACCAGGCAUGGUUGGGUUAUGGCUCAGGGGAGUUUCCCCCGAAUGUGAAGGACCCAGGCUGGGCACCUUACAGGAUUGGCCAUGCACUCAUCAAAGCUCAUGCUAGAGUCUAUCACACUUACGAUAAGACGUACAGGCAAGAGCAGAAGGGGGUCAUCUCUUUGAGCCUCAGCGCACACUGGGCAGAGCCCAAGUCACCAGAGGUGCGGAGGGAUGUGGAGGCAGCUGACCGAAUGCUGCAGUUCUCCCUGGGCUGGUUCGCCCACCCCAUUUUCCGAAACGGAGACUAUCCUGAUGUCAUGAAGUGGAAAGUGGGGAACAGAAGUGAGCUACAACACUUAGCCACCUCUCGCCUGCCAAGCUUCUCCGAGGAGGAGAAGGGGUACAUCAGGGGCACAGCUGAUGUGUUCUGCCUCACCACGUACUCCUCCAGAAUUGUGCAGCAUACGACACCCAGGUUAAACCCUCCCUCGUACAAAGAUGACCAGGAAACAGCUGAGGAGGAGGACCCUUCGUGGCCCUCCACAGCAGUGAGCAGAGCUGCAGCCUGGGGGACACGGCGACUGCUCAGCUGGAUCAAGGAAGAGUAUGGUGACAUCCCUGUUUACAUCACUGAAAAUGGGGUGGGGCUGACAAACCCAAAAGUGGAGGAUACUGAUAGGAUAUUUUACCACAAAACCUACAUCAAUGAAGCUUUGAAAGCCUACAGGCUUGACGGUGUAGAUCUUCGAGGCUAUGCUGCGUGGUCUCUGAUGGACAGCUUUGAGUGGCUGAAUGGCUAUACAGUCAAGUUUGGACUGCACCAUGUUGAUUUCAAUAAUGUGAACAGGCCUCGCACAGCACGAGCCUCUGCCAGGUACUACACAGAGGUCAUCACCAACAACGGCAUGCCACUGCCCAAGGAAGAUGAGUUCCUCUACGGACGAUUUCCCGAGGGCUUCAUCUGGAGUGCAGCUUCUGCUGCGUAUCAGAUCGAAGGUGCAUGGAGAGCAGAUGGCAAAGGACUCAGUAUCUGGGACAUGUUUUCUCACACACCACUAAGGGUUGAGAACAAUGACACCGGAGAUGUGGCCUGUAACAGUUACCACAAGAUUGCUGAGGAUGUGGUCGCCCUGCAGAACCUGGGUGUGUCCCACUAUCGCUUUUCCAUCUCUUGGCCUCGCAUCCUCCCUGAUGGGACCACCAAGUACAUCAAUGAAGCAGGCCUGAACUACUACAUGCGGCUCAUUGAUGCACUGCUGGCUGUCAACAUCAAGCCACAGGUGACCAUUUACCACUGGGACCUGCCCCAGGCACUCCAGGAUAUUGGCGGCUGGGAGAAUGAGACCAUUGUGCAGCGGUUUAGAGAGUAUGCGGAUGUGCUUUUCCAGAGGCUGGGGGACAAAGUGAAGUUUUGGAUCACACUGAAUGAGCCCUUUGUCAUUGCUAACCAGGGCUAUGGCUAUGGCACACAUGCCCCAGGAAUCUCCUUUAGGCCUGGCACUGCCCCCUACAUCGUUGGCCACAACCUAAUAAAGGCUCAUGCUGAAGCCUGGCAUCUGUACAAUGACAUGUACCGUGCCAGUCAAGGUGGCGUGAUUUCCAUCACCAUCAACAGUGACUGGGCUGAGCCCAGAGACCCCUCCAACCAGGAGGAUGUGGAGGCAGCCAGGAGAUACAUACAGUUUAUGGGAGGCUGGUUUGCACAUCCUAUUUUCAAGAAUGGAGAUUACAAUGAGGUGAUGAAGACACGGAUCCAUGAAAGGAGCUUGGCCGCAGGCCUCACCAAGUCUCGGCUCCCAGAGUUCACUGAGAACGAGAAGAGGAGGAUCAAUGGCACCUAUGACUUUUUUGGGUUCAAUCACUACACCACUGUCCUGGCCUACAACCUUGACUAUGCCUCAUGGAUCUCUUCCUUCGAUGCAGACAGGGGAGUUGCCUCCAUCACUGAUCGCUCUUGGCCAGACUCUGGCUCCUUCUGGCUGAAGAUGACACCUUUUGGAUUCAGGAAGAUCCUGAACUGGUUAAAAGAUGAGUACAACAAUCCUCCAAUUUACGUAACAGAAAAUGGAGUGUCCCAACGGGGAGAGACAGACCUCAACGACACCGCAAGAAUCUACUACCUCCGCAGUUACAUCAAUGAAGCACUCAAAGCUGUGCAGGAUAAGGUGGACCUUCGAGGAUACACAGUUUGGAGUGUGAUGGACAACAUUGAGUGGGCCACAGGCUUCACAGAAAGGUUUGGUCUGCAUUUUGUGAACUACACUGACCCUUCUUUGCCAAGGAUCCCCAAAGCCUCAGUCAAGUUCUAUGCCUCUGUAGCCCGGUGCAAUGGCUUCCCUGACCCUGCUGCAGGGCCACACCCUUGUCUCCAGCCAGAAGAUGUUGGACCCACCAUCAGCCCCAUGAAAGGGGAAGAGGUUCUGUUCCUGGGGCUGACACUAGGUACAACAGAAGCCCAGACAGCUUUGUACAUACUCUUUACUCUUCUGCUUCUUGGAGUCUGCUGUGUGGCAUUUCUAUCAUACAAGUACUAUAAGCACUUAAAUAAGGUAACACAACCAGGCCAACAGGAAUUAAGCCCUAUUUCUUCAUUCUGA
Molecule: messenger RNA, 5787 nt
Organism: Manis pentadactyla (Chinese pangolin)
Lineage: Eukaryota; Metazoa; Chordata; Mammalia; Pholidota; Manidae
Gene: LCT
Product: lactase
Biological process (GO): carbohydrate metabolic process
Molecular function (GO): hydrolase activity, hydrolyzing O-glycosyl compounds
Source: RefSeq, a predicted model, not a curated record